UUUUGCGUCGUGUCGUGUCUCAUCGCGUCCGUCUCGUCUCGUUUCGUUGCGUCGUCGUGUCGUCGUCGUCGAGUCGUGGACCGGUCCGACGAGGUGGGUCGCCGGUUAAGCGCGAACGUUCCACGAGUUUAACAAGGAGAAGAGGGGAGCCGCGCGCAUGCUCAAGGGAACGAACUGAGGAGAGCAGAGAAGAAAAGAGAAGAGUGGUGGAGUGGUGGAAGGGAAGGGAAAGAGGGGGUGAGGCGAGCAGGGGUUAGAAACGGUGAAAAGAAUCGCUAGCGCGAUUCGCAAACGGACUCACUCUCUCGUGUAGCUGCGCGCGUCGAGUGAGCGAAAGAAGAAGAGGAUAGUAGUGGCGACGACGACGGCGACGGCGGUAACUGUGCGCCGGCGGCAGCGGUGGUAGUGGGGGAGGUGACAGUGGCAGUAGUGAGGAGUAGGAGAAGAGGAAGACAGAGAGCGUGCGCAGCGCACGACAGCGUCGGCGACGCGUGGUGGUAGGGGUGACGAAGGGAGCGGGGAUUGUUCGGAGGAAGCGACACCCGUAGCUCCGCUUUACCGCCGCAUUCUCGAGCGUUCGUCUCCGUUCGUCUCGUCGUCGUUGUCGGCGUGUAGUAGCACCAGCGGCAGAAGCAGAAGCACUAGGAGUACCACUACUACACCAGCAGAUCAGUAGGAGUAGUAGUAGUAGUAGUAGUGCCCAGUAUACAGAAGCACUAGGCAACAUAGCAAUCGGUGUGCGACGCGGUCUACGCACGUACUAUCCGCCCGCGCCCGCGCGCGCGCGCUCGCUCGCUCGCUCUGUUCGCAAACUCGUGUUAUAACCACGUAUUGCUACUCUCCGUUGGUCUGUGUUUUCAUUGUUCUCUCUUCCCUCCCCCCUCUUCGCACGUUCCUUUUGCUAUUUUUUUUGUUUGUUUUUUCUCUUUUUUCCCUAGUGGAAGAUCACUUUUUCUUCUGCUUCGCGAGCUCGUCAUCGUCAUCGUCAUCGUCAUCGUCGUCAUUAUCUCCUCUCUCUCUCUCUCUCUCUCUCUCUUAUUCCGCCAUUAAUUUUUGGCGGUUUGUGUUCGUGAAAGAGAGAUAGAAAAAAAAAAAAGAAACAACUUCCCCCACCCUGUCUUUACUGGUUUUGAUAGUAAUUUUUUUCUUACUUACUGUCGACAAUCGGGCAGUAUUCGUCGCGUUCUUCGUGCCACCGAUUCUCCACAACGGCUAGUGAUCCACGCUCGAAAGGAGAAGAGAACAAAGAGAGCAGCCAGGAGAAAAGGAAAGAGAAAAAGAGAGAGAGAGAGAGGAGAGAGAUCGAGCCGUUUGGAGUGGGAGGGAGAGAGAUCGAAGUGACGUUUCCGUGGGAGUUCCUUCUCGAACAGAGGUGGAAUCCUUUCGCGAGUGCGUAGUGUGCGCGUAAAGAGGGUUCUUCGUGUUCGCUGCUCCCUUCUAACGUAUAGAACGGGUCAUGCUCUAGAUACGGUUUUCUGUGAGUUACUUACUUAACGUGUUCAACAAGAAAAUUGUAUCCGACCAGAGUUCGUCGAAGACUAGAGGAAAACCUAGUAAGACUUAUAUUAUAACAGAAGGACAGAGAAACAGAGGAAGAGAGAGAUAAAGAGAGAAAGAAAGAAAGAAAUAAGGAAGGAAGGAAGGAAGGAGCGAGAGGAAGAGAGAGAUAAAGAAAAAAAGAGAAGAGAAGAGAAAAAGACGGAGGAGUGAAAAGGAAAGCGAAAAGUGGAUGUGAGUAGUGAUAGGAAAAAUAAAAGGAGGGAGAGGAGUGUGCUGUGUGCGUGUGUGUUGUCUGUCUCUCUCUCGCUCGCUCGCUUGCUCGGUUGCUCAUUGUGGCACGAGUUUUCGAUAUCGCUGGAUAUAUCGAAAAGUCGUCAAAAUGAUGGGAAAGAGAACGCAGUGUUACUUGUGCGACCUACCCAGAAUGCCCUGGGCAAUGAUCAUGGACUUUUCCGAGCCGGUAUGCCGUGGAUGCGUUAAUUACGAGGGAGCCGACAGAAUAGAUUUAGUAUUAGAAUCGGCAAAACAAUUGAAAAAGGCUCAUGGUUUCCAAGAUGCCAGGCCGUCCGCGUCUAAGGGUUAUAGAUCGGCCGGUCAUACGGAACACAAUGGUGGGCCGAAUUUGGACGUUCUAUCGAUACAGAACGCCGGUCAGACACACUCGAGGCAUCACAAUAUUGCCGCAAGUUACUCCCAGUUGCAUCACAGGAACUCUAUAACGGAAUUCAAUUCCGGUAAUACUAGACAACAAAUAUCAAGACAACACGAGGACGGUCAUGAUCUCGGUAAUGGAUUGAGAGGGAACAACGUUAGAAUUCCUAACGCCCACCUUGCCGCUGUCGCCCAUCACGUGAGCCUAGGUCAUAACAGAGGUAUGUCGCAAUUGAAGCGUGGCAUAUCGGCGAUAGAUGAGGACGAACACACGGAAAAAAGGUUAUCGUUGGAGGAUCAACAUCCGGUAAGGCCGCCUCUAACGAGGGGCGACUCUUUGCCCGCCGUCAGUUUGGCCGUUAGCUACGUUCACGAUAGAAACAAGGAGAAACACCCUGUUAGGGCGCCGAGCUUUGAAACCGCGACCACGUUCAAGGCCAAUGUUGCUUACGUUGGCUCGUCCAUUCCGUUGGCACCUGCAAACGUAGCAGCAAAUGGCGGAGGAUCUCCUCUUCGUCCUAGAACGAGUCCUCCGCCGCCACCUCCACCAACGCAAGAAAGUCCUAACGAUAAUCCACAAAAUAAUCAUCAUCAGGGAUCGACGAACGGACCUUCACCGAUGGCCGCCUUGAUGUCUGUUGCCGACAAUCUGACGUCUCCAGAACCCGUACCUCAGCCACCAAACAAUCCAAGUCCCACGAGCAGAAGCCCACCAACUACAGCUACCAACGUUCAACAACGUAGCGCUUCCAGAGGUUCUCAGCACAGUCCUAAUGGUUCAGUCAAUUUUCUCUCAGGAACGUCGGGCAGAAGAUCUAGCUGUUCCAGGCACGUAUCUUCGACGACGGUAACGACGUCGUCUGAAGGUGCAGUGGCACAAUCAGCAGGUGCCGAGCCUGUAUCAGCACCAACCUUAAAAUGCACUCUUUGUCAAGAACGUCUCGAAGACACGCACUUUGUUCAGUGUCCAAGCGUUCCCCAUCACAAAUUUUGUUUCCCUUGCAGUCGAGAUAGCAUAAAGAGACAGGGUGCUGGUUCUGAGGUUUACUGUCCGAGUGGAGAGAAGUGUCCGUUGGCAAACAGCCAAGUACCGUGGGCGUUUAUGCAAGGAGAGAUAGCAACCAUUCUUGGUGAAGAUACUACUGGUUCAGGGCUUAAGGUCAAGAAGGAAAGGGAAACUUAAAGAGAGUUUCGAGAAUUUUGACCGUGGCUCCAAUUUUUCGCCCUCCCAUUAAAAAGGAGGGUGUUAAUGGUGAAACCGUGAAGGUUCACCGAAUAGUUUUGGUAACGGUGUUUAAACGUUGGUUAAAUAUGCGAGCCAACAAAAAAACGACUAGAGCCAAAGACGCAUUGUCGAUGUUGUACGAAUUGGGUUCCCAUGAAAAGCAGCAUUACGUUGUUUGUCAGGGAAAGUGGACGAUUUGGCGUUUACAAUAUUGUUUAACUAUCUCUCUUUUUUUUUUUUUCUACCACUGUAUAAGGUAUUGUGAUCGAUCGAUCGUUCGUUCAUUCGUCCGUUCGUUCGUUCGUUCGUUCAUUAGGUUUGUUCGUUUGGUCUUUACAGAAAUUGGUCUUGAGAAGAAGUCUUUGGCAAAUUGUACGCUGGCGCCGGUUCUUUGCACACAUACAAAGAUACACAUACAAAUGAAACAUAUACAAAUACACAGACAUACACAUACAUACACAUACAUACACAUACAUAUACAUACAGAACGUGCAACGCAGACAUGUAUAUAUACGAAUAUUAUGGAGAUAACGAAUAUCGCGUUUCGGGCCAUAAGUAAAUUUUUUUAGUUAUAUCCCUUUUUCUCUUUCUCUCUCUCUCUCUCUCUCUCUCUCCUCUCUCUUUCUAUCUAUCUAUCUAUCUAUCUAUCUAUCUAUCUAUCUAUCUAUCUAUCUAUCUAUCUAUCUAUCUAUUUUUCUCUUUAUCUUUCUCUCUGUCUCUGUCUUUCUUCAUUCAAAAUCUACAAGAAUUUUGUGCCGUUUACCCAGCGCGAUGGGAGAAGGGGCGAGCUAAUUCCUGCUCAUAUAUAUUAUAUUUGUAUUUGUAUUUGUAUUUUGGCUGACAAUCGCCUUCCUUUUUAAUUGUCGUUUCCUGUAUUAAAUGCCUUUUUUAUUGUGUACGCGCUAAGAAGCGCGUACGAAAGGUAUACACAUAAAACACACAUACACGCAUACACGCAUACGAACACAUCCACAUACAGGAUGCGCAUGAGUAUUAUACAACUUUUUAUUAAGAAAACAAAAAAAUAAAAAAGAAAAAAAAAACAGAAAAAAAAACAGAAAAAACAAACGAAAAAAUCGUAUAAUUAUAUAUAUAUAUACAUUAUAUAUAUAUAUAUAUA
This is a messenger RNA of Vespa velutina, 4496 nucleotides long. RefSeq names its product probable E3 ubiquitin-protein ligase IRF2BPL. Gene Ontology annotation, biological process: regulation of transcription by RNA polymerase II. Gene Ontology annotation, cellular component: nucleus. The transcript is spliced from 5 exons. Lineage: Eukaryota; Metazoa; Arthropoda; Insecta; Hymenoptera; Vespidae. The coding region runs from base 1880 to 3334 and encodes 484 amino acids. Gene Ontology annotation, molecular function: transcription corepressor activity. The record is from RefSeq and is a predicted model, not a curated record.